Linum trigynum is the source of this 2389-nucleotide messenger RNA. The record is from the annotation of a GenBank genome assembly. NCBI's taxonomy places the organism in Eukaryota, Viridiplantae, Streptophyta, Magnoliopsida, Malpighiales, Linaceae.
AAAACCAAACCCGAAUGGACACCCCUAUCAAGAAUAUAGUAUUCCUCUCCCAAUAUCUACACGUGUAAAUAUCUUGUCGUUUCCCAGGCCUUAAAUUCAGAUUCUGUGGUAUUAAUGGGCCAGGCUUUAAAUACGAAGAUUGGGCUUUCCCGACUGCGGCUAUUGGUCCCAAGACGGGGCUAAUUAAAGCGGGCCAUGAGCCCAAAGGAGGGGGAGAAAUCGAAAUCGGAAUCAGAGAACACGGAAGUGCGAGGAGUUCUCCGACGACUACUACUCUUUCAUUUCGUCUUCUGCUUCUCAGCUGUUCAUCAAAUCCCAUUUCUCCAGCUAGCUCCGACCGAAUUAAGCGAACGAUCGGCCGUCGGUAGUUAUAAUGAGCACGGCGACGCACUCGCUCGCGUUCCGGGUGAUGCGCCUUUGCCGGCCUUCUCUCCACGUAGACACCCCUCUCCGCAUCGAUCCGGCCGAUCUCCUCGUCGGCGAGGACAUUUUCGACGAUCCGGCCGCCGCCUCUCAGCUUCCUCCCCUCCUCGACAGCCUCGUACCGAACUCCAAGGAUUCCGCCGAUCUCAGCUAUGGGAACAGAUUUCUGCUUAGCCACCCCUUCGAUUCCUUCGGCCACUCUGGCCUCCUCGUCCUUCCUCAAGCCUUCGGGGCGAUAUAUUUGGGGGAGACGUUCUGCAGCUACAUAAGCAUCAAUAAUAGUUCUAGCUCCGAAGCUAGGGAUGUGAUCAUUAAGGCAGAAAUCCAAACGGAGAGGCAAAGGAUCUUGUUGCUAGAUACUUCUAAGACGCCGGUGGAAUCAAUCCGUGCUAGUGGUCGUUAUGACUUCAUUGUGGAGCACGAUGUGAAGGAACUUGGACCUCAUACGUUGGUGUGCACUGCCUUGUAUAGUGAUGGUGAUGGUGAACGCAAGUAUCUACCACAGUACUUCAAAUUUAUCGUUGCCAAUCCACUUUCGGUUAGGACGAAGGUGCGCAUUGUCAAGGAAAAUACAUAUCUAGAGGCAUGCAUUGAGAAUCACACAAAAGCUAACCUUUACAUGGACCAAGUUGAGUUUGAACCAGCUCAGCACUGGACAGCAAAAGUACUAAAAGCUGAAGAAGAGUUGACUGGCAAUGAUACAGCGUCGAGGACAGUAUUAAAACCACCUGUGCUCAUAAGAUCUGGUGGAGGAAUCCACAACUAUCUGUACCACUUAAAAGUAGCUUCACAAGACCCCAUAAGUGGUAAUGUUCUCGGUAAGCUUCAGAUUACAUGGCGAACCAAUUUAGGGGAACCGGGUCGCCUGCAGACACAGCAAAUUCUUGGCAAUCCUGUCACGCCCAAGGAGAUUGAGUUGCGAAUCCUGGAGAUUCCAUCUGUUAUAAACUUGGAUAGACCUUUCUCGGUACAUCUGAAUCUAGCAAAUCAGACAGAGAGGGCAUUAGGCCCAUUUGAAGUAUGGCUUUCACAGAGUAGUCCAUUAGGCGAGAAGGCUGUCAUGAUUAAUGGCCUUCAGAAAAUGGACUUACCGAAGUUGGAGGCAUACGCAACCACAGAUUUCCACUUGAAUCUGAUUGCUACAAAACUUGGGGUCCAGAGAAUUACAGGCAUCACAGUGUUAAACAAGGCCGACAAGACCGCUUAUGAUCCGUUACCUGAUUUUGAGAUUUUUGUGGAUGUUGAUUGAUUGAUUCAGUCAGGCUCAGAUCCAAGUUCAGCUUGCAGAUACCCACUCAGUACCGCCCUUGUCCUUCUGUGAUAUAAGACUGGUAUAGUUUUAUAAUGUCCAGUUGAUCCAUUGUUUCUGAGAAAUCCUUCUCGUGCUGGCACUGACCUGUCGUAGACAGCUUCACACUCCAUUACUCUGUUGAUUCGCAAUGGGAAUUUCGUAGGGAAGAGCCGGUAAAGUGCCUGUGUCUGUAGAUGUUAGUUUCAUAACUCGUGCACAAUCGUUUACUUUCUUAGGUAUUGUAGUUCAUUCCUAAGUUUGUAGAAGCCAUUACUUUGAGUGAAUUUCAUGUGUAACUGUUUUGUUUUCAAGUUCGGUGCAAGUGAGGGGUGAAUCGGGUAUUCGGAUUUCGGUUUCGAGAGAGAUGCUGCAGGCGAACAAAGAACUUUAGCUGUUACGGUGGAUGAUGAAUCAUGUCUCCAGUUGGGACAUGGAGCACAACAUUUCACUGCCAGCCUGAACAUUUCAAUGCUAGCCCAUCUUAAACGAAGAGUUCAUUAUGUGGCUAGCCAUUUGCGCAAUCGUCUGUGAAUAUGUUAUACGUAUUACUGCAUUCGUCGAUGAAUAUAUACUAUAGUUACUACUGCAUCCCGAGUCUAAAAUGGCGAAACGUGCAGGAAAGCGAUGCUCAAAGUAAUGAAAGUUGAAUCAUUCAAAUAGAACCAUAAACCAUAU